Molecule: messenger RNA, 1507 nt
Organism: Mangifera indica (mango)
Lineage: Eukaryota; Viridiplantae; Streptophyta; Magnoliopsida; Sapindales; Anacardiaceae
Product: WAT1-related protein At5g47470-like
Exons: 7
Coding region: 344-1393 (349 amino acids)
Cellular component (GO): plasma membrane
Molecular function (GO): transmembrane transporter activity
Source: RefSeq, a predicted model, not a curated record
CGAAGGUCGGGGAGAAGACUGGUAGACAAGCCUCCACUCAUGAACGUUAGCUCUUGUAUUUUCGAUUUGUUUGGUAGAGCCAAUAAAUAAAGAAAAAUGGCGCAACAAUUCCCAAAGAAACAAGUUAAAACUUGCUUCCACAACAAACCAACAUAUAGAUUCCGUAUUAGAUCAAUUACAUUUACACUGCAACCAACAAAACUCAAACAACACCAAAGAGAGAAGAAUGUUCUGAGGAAUUACUCAGUAUAGAAAGAAGAGAUUGUAUAAUUUUUAUCCCAAGAGCUUUGCGAUUUCUUUCUUUCUUUCUUUCUUUCUUUCUGGGGAGAGGGGAUUAAUUAGGAUGGCUUGGUGUAUUAAGCCAACAAUGCUUGAAGAUUUGGCAAUUGUUAGUGGGUUGAUUAUAGGUCAAUUUCUGUACGCAGGUAACUCAAUUUUGAUGAGUUACAUUAUGACCCUUGGUAUUAGCUCUCUCUCCAUUGUUAUUUUCUCAACAUUCGCCACUUUCCUCCUCCUCUCUCCUGCUGCUGUUUACUUUGAAAGGAAAAAAUGGCCCCAGAGAUGGAGUUUGAAGUUGAUUUUCCAGCUAGUUUUAAUAUCUAUUGCAGGGGUAACUUUAUUCCAGACUCUGUUCCUGAAAGGCAUUCAACUAACUUCACCAGCAAUGGCAACAGCCAUGCCAAACCUUGGUCCGGGACUCAUUUUUGUCAUUGCUUGGACUGUAAGGAUGGAAAAAGUUGAUCUAACUUGUUUGCACAGCAAGGUCAAAAUCUUAGGAACAUUGUUGUGUGUUAUAGGUGCACUUAUUAUGGGCCUAAUGCACAGCACCACCCCAGUAGAGGAGGCCGCCAACAGAACAACAUUAGUCUCAUCAGCCAUGAUGUUUGAUAGGGAAAAGAUCAUUGGUUGUAUGUAUCUCUUGGCAGCAGUGUUUGCUUUAUCAAGCAAUGUUGUCUUGCAGGCCAUGACUUUGGUGGAUUUUCCUGCUCCGAUAUCUUUGUGUGCUAUCACAUCAUUGAUUGGAGUGGUAAUAACAGCUGCUGUGCAGUUUAUUCAAGAACAUAAAUUGGACUUUGAUUGGGAAUUUAGAUUUCCAUAUAUCGCUUGCUAUUCUUUGCUGGUGGGUUUCAUGGGUGGAGCAACUGUAAGCUUCAAUGGAUGGGCAAUGAAGAAAAGAGGGCCAGUUCUUGUGUCCAUUUUUGGCCCCAUCUCAACAAUAAUCUCAGUUGUCUUCACUGCAGUUACGGUAGGAAACGCCAUUGACAUUGGAAGUUUUACUGGCAUGAUUCUCAUGUUCUGUGGUCUCUACUUUGUGCUGUGGGCUAAAAGAAAAGAAGCUUACUCCGACAGCUUAGAUGGUGAGUUUGAUGCAGAGAAACCUCUAUUAAGUUAACAUCAUUUGUACUUAUGUUCAAGUUUAUUGAAGUAAUAGAUAUAUAUAUCAGUUAUGUACAAGCAUAAUUGACACAAGAUAUUUUAUUGAUUAUGAAUGUUUAGCUUCUAAUAA